Messenger RNA from Drosophila biarmipes, 539 nucleotides. RefSeq lists its product as uncharacterized. The transcript has a single exon. The coding region runs from base 19 to 213 and encodes 64 amino acids. NCBI's taxonomy places the organism in Eukaryota, Metazoa, Arthropoda, Insecta, Diptera, Drosophilidae. The record is from RefSeq and is a predicted model, not a curated record.
UCCAGCAUUUGUCACAAUAUGCUAAUUGUUCGCUAUCUAAUCGCCUUGGUCUUCUCCAUUUUCAUGGUGGCCACAUCGCUGAAGAUCGAGGAGCGCUACCGGCGGUGCAAUGGCUACAAGAUAUCCACCCCGGAUCGGUUGGUCAUCAAAAUGGAACGGCGUGGUGUGAAGUGCCAGUCCAAAAACCUUGAGAAGAGGCGAUUACAAAUCUAAACUGCAGAAAUGGAAUACUUUCGGGACCCUAGUUUCGAAAAUCAGUGAUCAAGAAUGUCAAAUUCUAUUCCGAGUCAGCUCGAUGGAAAAAGAAAGGAUACUGCCUCAGAGGCAACAUUGAACUUUAAGCUUAACCCAAAUUAAAAAUCAGAAUUGUUUUAAAUAUUAUAAAUGUGAUUAGAGUUAACCGAGAUUCGCUUGUCAUUUCACUUUACCUGCUAAGCAAAAAUUUACAAAGAAUUUUAAAAAAUAUAUAUCACUUUUAAAAAUAAAAGUCGGCGGAAAUAUAUAUUAGUUAAAUAUGUAUCAUAAAUUAUUAAAUAAAA